Messenger RNA from Cylicocyclus nassatus, 1325 nucleotides. NCBI's taxonomy places the organism in Eukaryota, Metazoa, Nematoda, Chromadorea, Rhabditida, Strongylidae. The record is from the annotation of a GenBank genome assembly.
ACUUAACAUAAAAGGACGAAAGCAGGCGAAGCCACAUAUGCAAAAUGGUAGCACUUGGAGAAUACUUCAUCGUCACAGCGUUAUGGUUGUGCUCGAUGUUUGCGAUUUCUUCACAAACACCGUGUGCCAAUUACCCUAACCACACAAUUGAUUCCACCGGUAGAGACCUGAUUCUAAAGAUUCACAAUCAAAAAAGGGUGGCGACAGCUACAGCUCAAUACAGAAACGGUGUCAACAAAUUCAAGAUAAGACACGCGAAGAACAUAAUGGAAAUGAAGUACGACUGCGAAUUGGAGAAGGCUGCACAUGAUAUUGCAGUACAGUGCAAUGACGCAGAAACCCCCCAAACGUCGCUUACUACCGAAGGCGAAAAUUUCUUGAAAAUUGACAAAGUGUACUCAGAAAUAGGAACGGCAUCAAACGCUAUGUACACAGCAGGAACCAAGUGGUUCGACGAAAUUACGAAAAAUGGCAUCAACCAAAAUAUAGACUUCACUCAAUACUUCGCUAAUAAGAAGCCUACUGUAUACCAUUGGUCACAAACGUAUAAAAUUGGCUGCGAGAUAGCGGACUGUGAAGAUUUGAAGAAUAAGCAGUACACCAUCGUAGUGUGUCGUUAUAGCCCUAAAGGAAAUGUCGUCGGAACCAAAGUAUACCAACCCGGCCAGAAACUGGAUUGCACAUAUGGAACAUCCGUAGGAUAUCCUUCUCUUUAGUGCGACAAUCACGAUGACUACUUAAUUGAUUCUACCGGCAGAGACAUGAUUUUAGAUAUCCACAAUCAGAAAAGGGAGUCCACAGCUAAGGCUGGAUACAAAAAUGGUGUUAACACCUUCAACAUAAGAUAUGCAAAGAACAUGCUGGAAAUGAAAUACGAUUGUGAUUUGGAAACGAGUGCACACUCGAUUGCCUCUGCUUGCCCCCAGACAGAAACUUCUCAAACAUCACUUACCAAUGAAGGUGAAAACUUUUACAUGAUUAACAAGGAAUACCAAGAGAUUGGAACAGCGGCACAAGCUAUGUACAUAGCAGGAAUCGCAUGGUUCGAGGAGAUUAUAAAAAAUGGCAUCAACCAAAAUAUAGACUUCACGCAAUUCUUCGCCGAUAAGAAACCUACUGUGUACCAUUGGUCGCAGAUGGUUUGGGCAAAAACGUAUAAAAUCGGAUGCGAGAUAGGAGACUGCGAUGGCAAAGCCAUCGUAGUGUGCCGUUACAGUCCGAAAGGAAAUGUGGUGGGAGAAAAAGUUUAUCAGCCCGGUCAAGUACUGACUUGCGAGAAUGGAGUAUCUCAAGGGUAUCCCAAGCUUUGUGCGUAUCCUCUAUAA